Molecule: messenger RNA, 1236 nt
Organism: Emericellopsis cladophorae
Lineage: Eukaryota; Fungi; Ascomycota; Sordariomycetes; Hypocreales; Bionectriaceae
Exons: 1
Coding region: 1-1236 (411 amino acids)
Molecular function (GO): glycosyltransferase activity
Source: RefSeq, a predicted model, not a curated record
AUGGUCAAUCUGGAUUAUCCAAUGCCAAAAGGGCUCUACAAGAUCCCCGACGAUCAACUUGACCUCCGUCCAGAUGCUCAGGUCGAUCAAGACUUGAUGCAUCCAAAACCAGUAUCAAGUCUGAAGAAUGUCUGGUUCUUCUGGCAUUCGGGGUUCUUGAACAUGCAUCCAUAUACGCAGCGCAACGUGCGGGCUUGGCAUCGUCGUUUUUCGAAGCACGGCUGGACUGUUCGUGUGCUCGAUCGCGAAGAAGACUCCCCUCUCAACAUCGCCAAGUACCUGGAUGUGAAGGACCCCAGUGUGUUUCCCAAAUCAUUCAUUGAGGGUGCUAUUGGAGGGAGCUAUGGCCUGCAACACACCUCCGAUCUGGUUCGAUGGCCGCUCCUGAACAAGUACGGCGGUGUUUACGCCGACGCUGGCAUGAUGCAGAUAGGCGAUCUCGAUAGGCUCUGGAACAAGACUUUGGGAGAUCCUGAGUCACCUUAUGAGGUCCUCAGCUACAAUGGAGGGGAGAAGGACGGUAGGAGUUUGAUGAACUAUUUCCUGUGCUCCCGACCCAACAAUCCGCUCUUCACGCGCUGUCACAAGCUGCUUCUGAGACUCUGGAACGAAGACGGUGGGAGGACGUCCACGGAUGGCAUGCAUGCCAAUACCCUGCUCAAGGAGAUCCCGCACUUGGACUACGCUGGAGAUGUUUCCAUUGAGCUUGACGGUGUGACGCAUGGUCCUGAAGAAGUGGCCAAGAUGCUCACGGACUACAUUAUUCAGGGCCAGGUGAUCAGGCAGGUCAUGGGUCUGCAAGACGAUGAGGAUGGCUGGAACGGCCCCGAGUACUGCGCGAAGCAUGUUUACGCCCUCGAAUUUAUGGCUGGGUCGCAACUCAUCAACGAGUUCACAAAGUGGAACGGCGUCUGUGCUUUCGAGCUCAUGUCGCUCUCGCUGCCCAAAGAUACGGAAGAGGAGACGCCAGACCAGAAGCGCGCGAGAGAAAUCGUCGAAGGAUGCUUGACCAGGAGUUGGGGGUUCAAAUUGGCACAUGGUCUCAUUCUCACGGUCUUUGGGCCGACCCUCGGAUCGCUCUGGCGGCAGCAUCCUGGAUCUGAUAUCGUACCGGGCACGUACGCCGACUGGCUGCGCAAGGGAAUGGUGUAUUGGAAUCAGAAGGGGGAUCCGGAGGCGAUACCCUUCAAGGAGAUGCCGCCUACGAAGAUAGGACCUCUUCUGCGAGAGUCCUGA